This is a messenger RNA of Geodia barretti, 489 nucleotides long. NCBI's taxonomy places the organism in Eukaryota, Metazoa, Porifera, Demospongiae, Tetractinellida, Geodiidae. The record is from the annotation of a GenBank genome assembly.
AUGCGAAUGCCCGGACAGCGCCGCAGCCAGGAACCUGACGAGGUUGGGCAACGCGCCGGCCUGUUCGCCGAGUCCAUACGGGACGGCGACAUGGACCUGGCUUGGUCGAUGCUUUCCAAGGAGACCCGCGGCAUGCGUCUGGGGGUCUGGGCCACCCGCCUCAAUAUCGACAUGCAGGUGGCCUAUCGCGCCGCCUACGACUCGGAUCAUCCCAUGCGCGGAUCGAUGAUGGAUGACUUCCGCACCACCGUGCUUCGGUUGUGGCCGCUGGAAGACCUGACGGAGCUGGCCGCCGCUCCCACCCGGUACGUGGACAACGAGCACGCAUUCGUGUUUCUACCCUUUGGCGUAACCGAUGAAACCGUGGUGCAGCACAGCCGCCUGAUGUCGGGCCUGAUGAUCCCGAUGCUGCUCGAAGACUCCCACUGGCAGGUUGACCUCCCGGGCUGGCGGUUUCUGGACACUCCCGGCCCGGGCGGCAAUGGCUAG